Schizosaccharomyces octosporus yFS286 is the source of this 905-nucleotide messenger RNA. Its product is annotated as sulfiredoxin. Bases 229 to 597 code for a protein of 122 amino acids. Gene Ontology annotation, biological process: cellular response to oxidative stress. Gene Ontology annotation, cellular component: cytoplasm. The transcript has a single exon. The record is from RefSeq and is a predicted model, not a curated record. Gene Ontology annotation, molecular function: sulfiredoxin activity. NCBI's taxonomy places the organism in Eukaryota, Fungi, Ascomycota, Schizosaccharomycetes, Schizosaccharomycetales, Schizosaccharomycetaceae.
CGUUUGCUGACAUACAAGAGUGCCUGGCCAUACCAUCUGACAAAGGGGAAAUGACAUCAUAGUUCUUGUUGAAGACAAUUUAAAGGCUUGGGAUUUCAUCAUCACAGUACUAAGACAGACAAUAGAAUUAUCUGAUAAUUUAGCGCUGAUCGUUAAGAAUCGCAAGUAAACAAACAAAAUCUUGCUUUUGAAAAAAAAAACAACGAAUACGAAAGAAACCCGUCUAAAAUGAGCUCCGUUCAAACCGCUACAAACGACAACAUUGUCUACCUUGACAUGUCGGAAAUUAUUCGCCCUAUUCCUCCUGUUUUGGAUUUUGAUAAAGUCAACAGUAUGAAGGAUACAAUGAGUGGAUCUGCUCCUCCUCCAUCUUGCAAUUUUAAUCCUGGCGACCUUGGACAAGGUGAACUCCCGCCUGUUGAUGUAUUGACCUUCAAGAAAAGUGGUAAAACAUAUUACUUUGCCUUUGGUGGAUGCCACCGUCUACGAGCUCAUGAUGAGUCUGGAAAGCAAAAGGUUCGCUGUAAAUUGGUCAAUUGUUCUCCUAAUACAUUGCGUUUGUACUUGGGUGCUACCGCAAACAAAUAUCUCGAGUAAUUGAUGCAAAUGCCAAUAAUGAAAAGUACUCUAUUGGUAAAUUCGUCAAUUCUUCCUUUGCGUUGAAUUGGCUUAUUCUUUGCUAUGAAACAAAAAGUGAAGAUAAAGGAGGAAAAAAAAAGGAGAAAACUUUAAAUUUUACAUUUUUUUGGAUUCCAAAAGUCACUAAUUGUGAUUGUGCACAAGGCCUGUGUCUAACGCAGGAAUGUUUUGUUUAUGUUUUUAAGUUAUAUAUAUAUAUAGAAGUACAUUAUCGUUAAUAUGUAAUUAAUUUUUUCGUUAUACAAGAUGAGAUAUAUCAAAUCGGA